CAAGAUGGCGGCGGCGGCCGGUUCCGGGGGGCCCGGGGCGCCGUGCGGGGCUGCGGGCAGGGCGCUGCCCUGAGCCGGGCGGGCCGGCGGCGAGCAUGGCGGCGGGCGGCGGCUCGCCGAGCAUCGUGGAGUACUUCGGCGGGGAGGACGGCUACCGCUGCGGCUACUGCAAGAACGAGACCGGCAACCUCUCCCACGGUAUGUGGGCACAUUCAAUGACAGUUCAAGACUACCAGGAUCUCAUAGAUAGAGGAUGGCGAAGAAGUGGAAAAUAUGUCUACAAACCUAUCAUGAAUCAGACGUGUUGUCCUCAGUAUACAAUAAGAUGCCAGGCGUUGCGUUUUCAGACUUCCAAAUCUCACAAGAAAGUUCUGAAGAAAAUGUUGAAAUUUAUUUCCAAAGGAGAUGUUUCGAAAGUGGUGAGUGAAGAAGAGCCUAUGGAUUCCCAUAUAGAGGAUGUAGUCCCGAGCGAUUUUGCAUAUAAAAGCGAAUCUCAGGUCAGCCAGACUGAACUGACUCCCUUGAAUGAGGAUCACGCAGAGGGAGUGGAGAAUGAAGAUAAGGACAACGUUGAAACGAAAGAAGAAACGAAUGUGAAGAAGGUGGAGUCGGGUUCUCUUCAGAUACCUGUAGAUAAAGAUGCAGCAGGCCCUGGAGAACCAUCCCAUUCUUCUAAAACUGUUCAUGCACCGCCCAAGCCAGGCAAAGGGGCUGAUCUGAGCAAGCCGCCGUGUCGAAAAGCAAAGGACAUACGGAAAGAAAGAAAACUGCAGAAACUCCUUCAGAACCAGAUGGGCACACUUGAAGGCUCUCCACUUCAAGCAGGGCAUCAAGCUCUCCUCUCACAAAACUCUAAGACUCCAACAAACCAACCCAAAUCUAUUGAAGACUUCAUUUUUGUCUCUUUGCCUGAUGAUACACCACACAAAUUAGAGGUGAGGGUGGUGAGAUCAUCUCCACCAAGUUCACAGUUCAAAGCCACAUUUCAGGAGUCUUACCAGGUCUAUAAACGUUACCAGAUGGUUAUUCACAAGGACCCACCUGAUAAACCAACUAUAAAUCAGUUCACACGAUUCCUCUGUGAUUCUCCUCUUGAGGCAGAGAAUCCCCCAAAUGGACCAGAGUGCGGCUAUGGUUCUUUUCACCAGCAGUAUUGGCUAGAUGGGAAGAUAAUUGCUGUGGGUGUAAUUGAUAUCCUGCCCUACUGCGUGUCCUCUGUCUAUCUGUACUACGAUCCAGACUAUUCCUUCUUAUCUUUGGGAGUCUACUCUGCAUUACGGGAAAUUGCGUUUACUAGGAAACUUCAUGAAAAAGCUCCUGAUCUCUGUUUUUAUUAUAUGGGUUUCUACAUUCAUUCAUGCCCCAAAAUGAGAUACAAGAUCAUCUAGGUCACGUCGUGUGCUCUGAGGAGGUCCAAGACAUCCACAUAAUAUUUUGCUGAAGUAUUCUGCUUUCAGUUUUCAUGCAAUUCCUCCUAAAAUGCCAUCUAUAUGUUUAUCCAAGAACGUUUCUUUGAGCAGCCAUCUUGCAGUACGGCCACAGCUUUACACCAGUUGCCUUGCGUGGGGCACAGCUGCCAAGAGGUUUAUCCAGUGCUGAGCGAGUCGGGCUGAAUUCACAGGCAGUGUGUUUUUGGUGGUCAGUGUGUCACAUUUUCAUCUCUACAAUUCUAUUUCUACAAAUGGUACAAUUUAUAGUGUAAAUAAAGUGUUUUGCCCAUUGAAGAUCAGAAGCGUGAAUGUCCUGGAAGAGGAUCCUCGAGGCAAUGUUCCUGUGGGUCAGGAAUAGAGUUGAAGAAUCCGGUGUUCUCAGGUAGCAAGCUGAUGGGUAAAGAACGUCAUCCGUCCCAUGGAACAGAUCUGUAAUUACACAAGUUCUUAAAAGGGAACUUUAUUUCUUGACUCCUUCCUCCCUUCCCUUUCCUUUUGUUUCCAAACAGCUCACAUUUGAUUGCAAUGUGAUUAUUGAAACGGUGGAGUACCAGGGAAGUCACCAAAGAUGGCGAGGGGAAUAUGUAGUAAUCUUAAACUAUUUUUUAGUUCUCAGCUCUUAGACUUGUUCCCAUGUAUGGGUUAAUAUUUAUGAGCUGGUAAAAUAAAACCUACAUUAAAUUUAGACAAAAGGAUUUCUGUAGUUCUAUUAACUAUAUUAAUACGGAAAAAUGUUAUGAAAAACAUGAAGCAAUGGCUUUUUUCCAUUUUUUCAGGGUAGAAUAGGGUAAUACAAGAUUAAAAUGGUUCUCUGUAGAAAUUCACGACCUUGUGGUAAAACUUUUCAGGCUCUGUUAGAUGUGGUAGUUCUUAUGUUGGAAAAAUAGUCUGGAAAAUUUUCCAGCACUCAUAAGAUGCAAAGUCUUUCCUAAUGCAUUUUGGAGCCAGUGAUAAAAGUCUAAGUACAAGAAGGUAUUUUAUUUUAGAAUGAUGUUGGUCUCAGGCUCGUUUCUCAUGUAUUUAAGUGCUGUAUCUGUAAUUGUAAAUGCAUUUUCAGUUGAAGACAUUCGUUUACAAACAUAUUUAUGGAAUUUCAGAAAUAAACCAGCUUUAGUGAACACCUACAUCAGAA
Cygnus olor (mute swan) is the source of this 2562-nucleotide messenger RNA. RefSeq names its product arginyltransferase 1 (gene ATE1). The coding region runs from base 96 to 1388 and encodes 430 amino acids. The transcript has 11 exons. The record is from RefSeq and is a predicted model, not a curated record. Gene Ontology annotation, biological process: protein arginylation. Gene Ontology annotation, cellular component: cytoplasm. Gene Ontology annotation, molecular function: arginyl-tRNA--protein transferase activity. NCBI's taxonomy places the organism in Eukaryota, Metazoa, Chordata, Aves, Anseriformes, Anatidae.